Molecule: messenger RNA, 116 nt
Organism: Ruditapes philippinarum (Manila clam)
Lineage: Eukaryota; Metazoa; Mollusca; Bivalvia; Venerida; Veneridae
Product: germ cell nuclear acidic protein-like
Source: RefSeq, a predicted model, not a curated record
AUAUUAGUGUAAGGGCCAAGCUCCAAUCAGUAACAAGACAAAGAAGUGAAAUAGAAAUAACGCAGUCUUAGUCAGAUGAAGGGGAUGUGAAACCUAGUACUUUCAAGAGUGAUGAU